AUGAGUCAAAGACUCGAAGCUCAGCUUCCUCGAGACUCUGUCUCUUCUUCAAAUCAUAGUAUAUCACAAGAUCCUGUACAGUUAAUUAAGCUAACAAAAACAAAGAGAUCUAAAUCUGAUCGAAUAUCUAACUUGUCUGUUAUUGCCAAUGACCCAAUAGAAAAAAUAGAUAGAAGGCCCUUAUAUUCUACAGAUACAUUAGCCUCUUUUAGAUGCGCAGUAGAAGAAGGUAAUCCAAUGUAG
Molecule: messenger RNA, 243 nt
Organism: Entrophospora sp. SA101
Lineage: Eukaryota; Fungi; Glomeromycota; Glomeromycetes; Entrophosporales; Entrophosporaceae
Source: the annotation of a GenBank genome assembly